Iphiclides podalirius (scarce swallowtail) is the source of this 879-nucleotide messenger RNA. The record is from the annotation of a GenBank genome assembly. Lineage: Eukaryota; Metazoa; Arthropoda; Insecta; Lepidoptera; Papilionidae.
AUGGAAUCCGGCAAUCAUGUGGCAUCAAAUGAUUAUGUAGAUGCUUUUAGUUACAUUAAUGAAAGACCGGUUGAUGACAUAUCACUGGAAUUUUUUUAUAAGCCACAUACCAUAACCCUUUUAGCCGUAUCAAUUGCAACUGUUAUAUACACAGCUUUUGUAAGAGAUGAAUCGAGCAUACAAGAGAAUAUCUGGUCUGGGAUUUGCUGCGUUAUCUUCUUCUUUCUUAUUGUAUCAGUACUUACAUUUCCUAAUGGACCUUUUACAAGACCACAUCCAGCUGUCUGGAGAAUUGUUUUUGGAGCAUCUGUUCUUUAUCUACUAGCUUUAUUAUUUUUACUAUUUCAAAGUCAUUCCACUGUGUAUGAGAUAAUGUAUUGGAUUGACCCCAAUCUUCGUAACUUUCACAUUGACAUGGAUAAGGAAUAUGCAGUGAACUGUUCUGAUAUAUCUAUAGCCAAAGUUUGGUCUCAUGUAGAUGUUUUUGCUUGGGGACAUUUUUUAGCCUUAGAAAUGAGAGAAUACACAUGGGUCAGUAUAAGAGACAUUACAUCAACAACAGGAAAAAUUAAAAGGGCAAUCAUGCAGUUUACUCCAGUACAGUGGACACCAGUUCGGUGGUUGGAUCCUAAUUGCACUUAUAUGCGAUUUUUUGCUCUAAGUCAGUUGUGCCUAAUUGGUGUGAUUGUCGCCCCUUCUGUCAGACAAUAUUACACUUAUGUAACAGAUUCCAGAUGUAAGAGAGUUGUGUGUACGGUGUGGUGUUAUAUCACCGUUAUUUUGAGCCUGCCAAAAAUUGUCGUAUGGAGACACCAAAGAAAGAAAAAUAGGAGGCAAUUUAAGAGGGUUGUAGGUGUGAAGACUAUGAUAUUAUCUACU